AUGGCGGCAGAUGGUGAAAUUGUUGUUCAAUUGGAAGAAGAUGAUGUUGCAGCUGAAACAGAGAAAUGGAAUUUAUCCUUAGUUGCUUAUGUGGUUGGCAAUACCCCCUCAAUUGGAGCCAUGGAGAGAUUCAUAGCUAAUCAGUGGAAUUUUGUGACAAAACCUAAAGUACUCCUUCACAAUGAUGGAUACUUUGUUAUUCGAUUUGCUAGUGCGAAGGACAGAAAUGCAGUCUUAUUCUUUGGGCCUUAUACAUUGUACAAUCAACUUAUCAUACUAAGAUCAUGGUCUGUAGACUUUGAUUUCAAUGAGGAAGUACUAAGGACCAUUCUUUUGGGGGUAAAACUUCCAAACAUGCCUUUGAAGUGCUGGAGUGAAAGAUCCCUAAGCAAAAUUGGGAGUGGACUAGGAAAGCCAAUAUAUGCUGAUGAAUGUACAUCUAAAGCUGAGAGGAUAUCCUAUUCUAGGCUCUUGAUUGAGAUGGAUGUAAGUAGGCCUCUUCCUGGCACUAUCAAAGUAUGUGAUCCUAUAGGGAAGAUUAUUGACCAACCAUUAGCUUAUGACUGGAAGCCACAAUACUGUCAUUUGAAGGAUGAGAUGAAGAAACUAGCAAAAAGGGAGCCGGGCAAGGUUGAAGAUAGAAUAGCACAGGCCAGGGAAAAGCUGAAAACUAUACAAAUACAAAUGAGAGAUCCUGCAGGAGCUUAG
This is a messenger RNA of Nicotiana tabacum (common tobacco), 708 nucleotides long. The record is from RefSeq and is a predicted model, not a curated record. NCBI's taxonomy places the organism in Eukaryota, Viridiplantae, Streptophyta, Magnoliopsida, Solanales, Solanaceae.